Messenger RNA from Loa loa (African eye worm), 132 nucleotides. Its product is annotated as zinc finger protein. The record is from RefSeq and is a predicted model, not a curated record. Bases 1 to 132 code for a protein of 43 amino acids. The transcript has a single exon. NCBI's taxonomy places the organism in Eukaryota, Metazoa, Nematoda, Chromadorea, Rhabditida, Onchocercidae.
AUGGCAGGGAGGAAAUUGCGAAGGAAGAAACCGCAGUGCAAUAUAUGUCAAAAGGAAGUAAUAAAUAUAAAAGAGCAUAUGAUAACUCAUACCGAUGAGAAGCCGUACGUUUGUCCGAUAUGCAACAGAUAG